This is a messenger RNA of Mugil cephalus (flathead mullet), 4387 nucleotides long. It is a transcript of the gene il12rb1, whose product is annotated as interleukin 12 receptor subunit beta 1. Lineage: Eukaryota; Metazoa; Chordata; Actinopteri; Mugiliformes; Mugilidae. The record is from RefSeq and is a predicted model, not a curated record. Gene Ontology annotation, molecular function: cytokine receptor activity; protein binding. Gene Ontology annotation, biological process: cytokine-mediated signaling pathway. The coding region runs from base 327 to 2348 and encodes 673 amino acids. Gene Ontology annotation, cellular component: external side of plasma membrane. The transcript is spliced from 15 exons.
ACUUGACAGUAGGUGUGUGUACUCUGCACUUGCUGUAGUUUCCAGUUCUGCCAAUUUCUUCUUUGACGGGCAGACUGAAGAGAACGCAACCAGUUCUAGUCAAAUGAAGAUUAAGAAGAAUGACUUCAAAGAGUCAUACGCAAAGCUGCCUUUUUUGUCUGUCUGUCUGUCAGCGUCACAGCCUCCCCUCACCCUUUACACUUGUGGUUUUGCUGCACCUCAUGUAACCUGAAAGACAUGAAACUUAUGUGACAUUUCUGAGAAAGACAACUGAGUUACAUGAAGGCAAUUGGACUACAGUGCGUGGACGCUGACACGCUGAAGAAAUGAUCACCUUUCUCAGCUUUCCACUAUGCCUCAUGGAAACUUUUAACUGCCGCAGCUCACUACUACAUGGAUAUGUUCUAUUCAUGUUCCUUACAACAAUCGGGAGAGGGUUAUGCUUGGGGUGCAAUGCUCCCUCCUCUCCUUGGUGCUUCAGACGAAACGCUACCGAGAAUGUUUACAUCUGUGAAUGGAGCAUGAACAGCGAUGAGAGCAACGUGAUGUUUGACCUUUACUAUAAUGAAACAAAACUUGGGACCACUAAUAAGACGUGGUGUAAGUGUAAUGAGGAACUGCUCAUACAAUAUCGCCCUGUCGACAUUUGGGUGCAAGCUCGUGUCGGAGACUCCAGGUGCAAGUCCCCCAGGAAUUCUGUUGUACUCAGAGACAUAAUUAAAUAUGAUGCGCCGCGAAAUAUUUCACCGUCAUGGUUAAAAAACAGCCUAAGUUUACGUUGGCUGGCUGCAGAGAAGUCUCCAGCUUUAGCAGAAGUCUGGUUUCGCCGAGAUGAACACGGGUCAGAAUCGUGGAAAAAGAUAUUAAUAAAUACCACAACCAAGGCCGCCAUGUACCACGUCACUAUAGCGAAUCUCGUGCACUCUUCAGCUUACCAGUUUCAGAUCAGACAUCAGUCCACUGUGGCCCGAAACCCACUGUGGAGUCAGUGGUCGGAAGUCGUGAUUGUUCCUGCAGAACUUCAACAUAAACCUGAAGUCACCAUGACGAAAUUACUUGAAAAAGGUACUCAGAAGGUGGUGCUAACUUGGAAGCCAGUGCCAAAAGCAGCAGCUGUCAGGGGGGUAACAUACAGUCUGACUGACACACAGUCUUCUGCUUCAUGUCCUUGUGAGAGGAAGGGACAACACACCAGCACAAAUAAAUACACUAUUUAUUUGUCGUACUCGGCUGCCAACAUCUCUGUUAUAGCCAGAAAUGCAGCUGGCCAUUCUCCUUCGGCAGUCAUACAAGUACCGGCUGAAUUUGGGACCAAUUUUUCAGCUUGUGACAAAUCACUGCAUAACAACAUACAUAAAAGACGUAAGGCAACUUGUCUUGAGUUGUAUGAGUUUCAAAAUGAAGAUCAGAGACCAACAAAUAAGAUCACUUUCCCUAAAAGAAUGAAAAAGGUUCAAAAGAAACAAAUGAUCGCGAGCAUUAAGGACUAUGUUCGUUACAUUUACUUUGAACACCAAUGUAAAGGUGGGAAACCAGAAACUGUCACAACGUGCCUCUAUUAUCACAAAGAAGGAGUACCUAGAAGCCCACCUCGGGACUUGAUAGCUUUGAGUAUAACGGAAAGUUCUGUUCGCCUGUCCUGGCAACCAAUUCCCUUGGUCGACCAUCGAGGCUUCCUCAACCUAAGUCUGUGCUUCCAGAAAAUCAGCUCAGAUCAUGAACCCAUGGAGUGUCACAAUUUAUCAGCCUCAGUGACAGAGUACAAUCUGGAAAACUUGACAUCAGAAACUAAAUACAAUAUCAGAUUGACAGGAGUGACACAAGUGGGAGAAGGACCGAGAGCCACAGUGGUCGUCAACACACGCCCAGAGAAGUCUUUCAAUGUGGGGCUAAGCUUCGGCUUUCUCCUGGUGUUCUUUUUGCUCUCAACAACGUGCACCAUUUUCAUGAAAAGACUCAAAAGCAAGAUCUUUCCUUCUGUGCCAACGCCUGUUAUUCCAGAUUUCACCUCCAGUCAACCAAACAGUCAGGACGUAUUGUUAGAGAAGAAAGAGGUGGUGCACCAGUUAACGCUGUACCAACCGCAUCCAGAGGAGAAGUCUUUCUCUGAAGAGGCGGAAGAGGCCACCGUCCUCAGAGGAGAGUGCGAUGGAGAGAUUGACGAGGAUGUGGACAAUGAGAGGAGCAACUCGACAGCAUCCGAGUGUGUGAGUCCUGGCUCAACAGAUCAGGUGAUGAGGAACUCCGAAAAGGGAGAAACAACGGACUUGGAACAGGUGGACGAGGAGCUCGCACUGCUGAUUUACAGGAAUGGUUUGGUGUUUGACUUGAAGACAGAUUUGUCUUAACCCUUUCAUGCACGAUGUCCACUUGAGUGGACCGAAAUAAAAUAUUUUUUUAUCAUAAUAAAUGGGAGUUUUUUCCUCAAAGUUGCACAUAGUCCACUAAAGUUAAUAAUUGGUGUAAAAAAACAAACAAUAAUUUGUUCUUUUUAUACCUAAAGAUAAAUAAAAACACUUGGGAAAAAAAUCCUGACUGAGGCUUUCAUAAUUCGUGCAUGAAAGGGUUAAAUGGAUUUAAGAAGUCAUUUCGGUGCCUCAGCAUCAACAUUGACUUAUUGUGGACGCAUAAUAGAUGUUUUUUAGACAACCGUGUCACUGCAAAAACAUCUAAAAACAGUUUAUAACAGUUAAUGGUUUCUCCUGUUUACAUCAAUGUGUUUUUAAGUUUGCCAUUGAUAUUUAACUUACUGUUACUUUUUAAUAUAUUGUAUAUAUGUAAGUAAAUCCUGUUUCAUACUUGAGAUUUUAGUUUUUAUCCACAUACACAUACAUAGAAAAGGUUUUGGUUGUUGUCAUUUAAAUACCUUCAAGUCAUGACAAAACACAUAAAAAAAAAACAAAACAAAUGACAAUCCCGUUAUCUUCAGCUGUAAUUUGUGUGUAGGGGCAUUUUGUACACAAUACUACAUUUAGUAACAGAUCAUUUGUGCGCAACAAAGAUUGUGUGUGCGGUUUUAAACAUUUUACUGCAUGAACUUCACUAGAAGUGCUCUGGCCCCUCUGUGGCCAAAGCAAAAUGGCACGUGAGAGAGCAAAACAAAGCGCAGCCUGGUAGGUGAAAACGAAGCGGAAAAAAAUGCAAGCUUGUCAAGCAUCAGAAGUCAGGAAGUGGUCACAAAAAGAAAAAAAAAAACAAUGACCUUAAAAAAGAUAGCACACGAAAGGUAAUAGACCAGAUUACUCAUUACGAGAGAAACGUCUGUGCUGUUUCUAUUUGCCUGGUUGAGACUAGAACAUGUCCUGUCAUUUCGUAGGAAAUGGUGACAAACUUGCGGCAUUUUCCACCACACUGCACGUUGAGCUCUUGACAUGAUGCAGGUCUUUUCUCCGGUUCCUGUUUUGCUUGGUUGUGGCCUAUUUAGAGAGACUAAAUUCAGCAAGCACUUCACUCAUGUUCACUUUACCUGACUUUCAUUCACAUGACAACGCUUUACCUCUCAUGAGCAAGAUUAAAAAAACCACCUGCCCAAACCGCAGACAGGACGCUCAUAUCUGAUAAACGUUGUGUGUGGUUAAAUUAAGACUGGAGUGAUUUUUCUGUACGUCAACCGCACAUAAUUACCUGAGGUCUCAAAACUUUAAUUUCUUUACACUUUACUAUGGCGGCGCUUGUUUUUCUACCUUUUUAUUUCCUUGACUAAAAACGGAAGCAGGGUGCAUUAACUUGCACUCAACAAACAGUUCAUUAUUAUUAUUAGGAACACCAUAACACUGCAGGGCUUGUCAUACAUGCUGUUUCCAUAUUUUGAGCCUACAGUUUGCAGCAUCAACCUGUUGUUGGCUGAAGGUACGGUUGUUUACAAAAAAAAAAAGAUUUUUAACCUGUGACUUCUAGCUCAAGCAUCAUAUCACUACUUCAAUUAAUGAGAAUUAUCUAGGUGGAUUAGAUUAGAUUAGUGAUUACGUAUGUACAGUUACAGAGCAACGAAAUGCAGUUUAGCAUCAAAAUACAGAUGUGAGCAUUAAACAGUGCAUAAAUAAUAAACAGUAGCUACCUAAUGUUACUAAGAAUAUUUGGAGCAAAGUAUAGUGCAAAGAGAUUUUUCGUUGCAGCCCCUCGACUCUGGAAUAGCAGAAACUAUUAGGAAGUUUGACUCUGUUAAAAGGCACCUUAAGACCCACAGUUUAAGAUCCUCGGCUUUCAAUGCCAUUUGAUCUGUUUUUAUUUUUCUGGUCAUCGUGAGUGUUAGUAGCUUUUCGUUUGUUGAUACAUUGUUGUUGAUCUGUAUUUUACAAGUUUUAUAUGUCAUGUUGAAGGUGGAGCACUUUGCUGCAAAUGCUUUUAAGGUGCUAUAUAAAUGAAAUAAACUUGAAAUUAAACUUAA